Salvia splendens (bonfire salvia) is the source of this 1686-nucleotide messenger RNA. RefSeq names its product protein DETOXIFICATION 12. The transcript has 7 exons. Gene Ontology annotation, cellular component: membrane. Bases 127 to 1548 code for a protein of 473 amino acids. Gene Ontology annotation, biological process: xenobiotic detoxification by transmembrane export across the plasma membrane. Lineage: Eukaryota; Viridiplantae; Streptophyta; Magnoliopsida; Lamiales; Lamiaceae. The record is from RefSeq and is a predicted model, not a curated record. Gene Ontology annotation, molecular function: xenobiotic transmembrane transporter activity; antiporter activity.
UUGACUACAUUCAACAAAAUUCCACACGCCACUCCAAGGUAAAUAAAGUUAGUAGAAGCAAAGUCAAAACAAAAGAAAACUCUAUAAUAAAAAGUUAAAAACACAUAUAUUCUGAAGAGAGAGAGAAUGGAGGAGGGAUUGUUAGCAGAGAGGAGCAGGAGAUGGAGAGAAAUAAGAGAAGAGAUGAAGAGAUUGGGGCAUAUAGCAGGGCCUAUGGUGGCUGUGAAUCUAUCUUUCUACUUGCUUCAAGUUAUAUCACUCAUGAUGGUUGGCCAAUUAGGUGAACUCGCUCUCUCCGGCACCGCCAUCGCCCUUUCUGUCGCCGGUGUCACCGGCCUCAGCCUUCUCUUGGGAAUGGCGAGUGCUCUAGAGACGAUAAGUGGACAAGCGUUUGGAGCAAAGCAAUACGAGAAAAUAGGAACUCAGACUUACACUGCCAUCGUAUCUCUUAUCCUAGUUUGCAUCCCGGUAUCCCUUCUGUGGGCAAACGUCGAGUACCUACUCAAACUGGGUGGCCAAGAUCCUCAUAUAUCACACGAGGCAGGAAAAAUGGUAGUGUGGCUCAUUCCCACGCUCUUCGCGUACGCCUUCCUUCAGCCUCUCAUCCGCUACUAUCAAAUGCAAAGCCUGAUCCGUCCCUUGCUAGUGAGUUCGUGCAUCACUCUCUGCUUCCACGUGCCUCUCUGCUGGGCUCUGGUUUAUAAGUCCGGGUUGGGCAACGUUGGAGGCGCGGUCGCCAUGGAUCUUUCAAUGUGGUUGAAUGUCUCUAUCCUGAGUUUGUACAUGAAAUACUCCCCUCAUUGCGCAAAAACUCGUUCUUCGAUUUCAAUGGAGAUUUUACGAGGGAUGAGAGUGUUUUUCAAGUUUGCAAUCCCUUCUGCUACCAUGAUUUGUCUUCAAUGGUGGUCGUUUCAGCUAAUGAUCUUGCUUUCUGGGCUAUUUCCAAAUCCGCAGCUUGAAGCCUCGGUGCUUUCUGUGUGCUUAAAUACCGUUGAAACACUUUAUGCCGUACCCUAUGGUUUGGCUUCGGCAGCAAGCACUCGAAUAUCAAACCAGCUGGGAGCCGGGAGACCACAGGGGGCGCGUCUAUCUCUCAUUGCUCUAUUGAUCCUUGCAGCAGUGAAUGCAUUCGUCGUGAGCCUAGCCAUCUUCCUCAGUAGGAAUGUUUUCGGCUAUGUUUUCAGCAAUGAGAAGGAAGUCGUGGACUACGUGACAAGGAUGGCUCCUCUCGUGUGUUUAUCAAUCGUAGCAGAUUGUGUGCAAGGAGUCCUUUCAGGUGUUGCAAGAGGUUGUGGGUGGCAGCAUAUUGGUGCUUACAUCAAUCUUGCUGCAUUUUAUCUGUUUGGACUACCAAUUGCAGCUGUAUUGGGUUUUUGGGUGGAUUUGAGGGGAAAGGGGCUGUGGAUUGGAGUGGUGUGUGGCUCGACGCUGCAGUGUUUGAUGCUCUCGGUUAUUACAGCUCUCACGGACUGGGACAAACAGGCAUCAGAGGCAAGGGAGAGGUUAAUACAUGAGGAGGCUGUGAAUGAUGAUAGGCUGUUAACAUGAAGAUAAAUGAAUUCAAAUUUCCAAUCAAAUGUUGUAGUUGUAAGAUUUAUGGGAUUUUUCCAAUUUUGAUUUGGAUGAUUCAUUGUUAACCAACUUUAUAUAUCAAGCUGGUAUGGUAAUCUAUAAAUUUGAGCACUA